Lagopus leucura (white-tailed ptarmigan) is the source of this 7081-nucleotide messenger RNA. RefSeq names its product NLR family CARD domain containing 5 (gene NLRC5). The transcript has 49 exons. Bases 277 to 5970 code for a protein of 1897 amino acids. Gene Ontology annotation, molecular function: protein binding. The record is from RefSeq and is a predicted model, not a curated record. NCBI's taxonomy places the organism in Eukaryota, Metazoa, Chordata, Aves, Galliformes, Phasianidae.
UCUCAGAAACCGCGGUUUCACUUUUGGGUCAGCCGCGGCGGGGCGACCGUGAGUACCGCGAUGGGGGAGAGCCGGGCUGGACCGACACUGAGGGAUCCACAUUGAGUGAUGGUGCUACAUACAGGCAUGCACCAUGUGUUGAGGUGCUGCUGCGUGCUGAAACUCUGCCACUGGUGACCACUUCUUUGGCAGGAUAUGGAGGAAAAAGCAACUUCGUAUUUGCAUAUACUGCUGGAUUGCACCUAGAACAACUGAAAGGAGGCUGACUACACAGCAAUGCAGCCCACACUCCAGAACGACGAUCUCAACCUGGAAGCAGCUGUAGCAAGCAUCCGCCCCCAGCUAGUGGAGUUCCUCAGCCACCGUCCCGACUGGCUGCUCGCUGCCUCCCAGCGCUUCCUCCCCAUGGCUGUCCUCAGCAGCUGGGCAGGUGUUGCUGACCGCAGAGAAAAAGUCUCUGUGCUCCUCGACCUGCUGGAGAAGGCCGGCCACGCCACCUGGAAACAGUUUGCACAGUGCCUGUGCAUGGAGUGUGACCUGCCCCUGGAAAUGGAGAUACUGCUCAUGAGUUCUGCAGGAGAAGGUAACUCGACUCAGAAGCAAGAAGUGCACACAGAUACAAGUGACCAGUCCUCUGUGCCAAGAGGUCCAUCACGCGGGCUUAUCCUGCUUUGGGUGGACUUGAAUCCUGAGGAGGAGUGGAGAAUAUUUCAAAGAAACUGGGCUGUGGGCUUUGCUACAGUGGGUAGCUGGGGGUUGACGCGCCGCCGCCGUAGCAGCAGCCCCAUCAGUGAUAGGGAUGCUAAACAGCAACGCCUGGAUUCAGCUGAAAAGUAUCGCCGUCUUCUCGUUGACUCCGUCUGCAAGAGAUACGGAAGCAGGAGAGCAGCAGGAGCAGCAGCACAAGAGCCGGCGCAGCCGCUGGCUUUCAGCCAAGCCUUUGUCAACCUCGUUCUUCGGCAGAGCAAAGCCUCCCGACUGAAAGAGAGGGCAGAUAAACCCCGAGAGGACGUGCCCAGUGCCCCCGAGCCAGAAGAAUGUGUGGAUACAGCCGUGAGGGUGUCAGAUCUGUUUGGUAGCGUGGUGCGAUCAGGUGCAACGAAGGUGAUUUUUUUGUUUGGUAAACCAGGUACAGGCAAGACCGUGCUGAUGCACAGGAUUUGUCAGAAGUGGGCAGAAGGUGUCUUACAUCAGUUUCUCUUCACUUUCCUGUUUGAGUUCCGGCAGUUGAAUUUACUAAAAAGAAAACUGACUCUGAAGGAGCUUUUGUUUGACCUGUUUCUUCAGCCUGAAGACAGCUCUGAUGCAGUGUUCCAGCACCUCCUGGAAAACGCCCAGCGUAUACUGAUCAUCUUUGAUGGGCUGGAUGAGUUUGCGGGUAACAUGGACGUGUCAUCAUCUUCUAAAGGAAGCUCGAAUCGUAGCUCCAGUAUGUCCAUAUCUGAACUCUUUGCAGAGCUUUGUCAUGGGAACCUCCUGCCUGGUUGCACGGUGUUGGUCACCAGUCGCCCUAAGAGACUCCCCGACUUCUUGAUAAACACAGUGGAUCUGUUGGCAGAAGUUUGGGGGUUUGAUCACGAGAAGGUUGAGGAAUACGUCAGCCACUAUUUUCGUCAUCAUUCAUUCAGAGAGCAAGCCAUCGCUCACCUGAAGAACAACACCAAGCUCCUCAGCAUGUGCCAGAUCCCUGCUCUGUGUUACGUCGUCUGCAUCUGUUUGGAGUAUUGGCUCCUUAAACAUCAGACGAGCGUGGAACUUCCUCAGACCAUGACACAGUUUUAUAUCAAAAUGCUUCUCAUCUUCAUAAACAAACAGCAGGGAGGGCAUGCGGGUGAUGAGGAGGCUCAGUUGAACAGUAACAAGAAGGCCAUUUUGGGUCUGUGUGAUCUUGCACUGAAAGGCCUGGAAGCUAAGAAGCUCGUGUUUUACGUUGGAGAUAUUCCAGAGCACGUGAAAGAGUUUGCUUCCUUGCACGGUCUGCUGACUGUCUUUGAGGUGAAGACGAACAGUGCUCGCCCCGAGACCGGCUAUGCCUUUGUGCACUUGAGCCUGCAGGAGUUUUUCGCAGCCCUGUGUCUCAUGAUAAGCAAGAAUGUGGACAAGAGUCACCUGAAGAGGAAGUUAUCUCUGAAGUCCAAGUGGACGUUAAGGAAUGAGGCAAAGACUGAGUUCAUGGAGAGCUUUCACAUCUUCCUCUCAGGCUUGUCAUCUAAAGAGUGUAGAACGUUUCUCAUGUUGCUAGCUGAACAAAGUGAAGCGUGGGUGCAGGAUAAGCAAGAUGUCAUCCUUCAGUCCCUCAAGAAACUGGCAGCCACUCAGCUGACCGGGCCCAAAGUCAUCGAGCUCUGCCAUUGCACGUUUGAAACGCAGGGCCUUCAAGUGGCCCAGCACAUUGGGAGCCUGCUGAACUUCAAGUAUGAAUUUAAAAACUUCAGACUGACACCUCUGGACAUGUCGGCUUUGGUUUUUGUCAUCAAUUCGGGCCAGGAUGUGACUCGUUUGGAUUUUGCAGGGUGCCCCUUAGACACAGGCUGUUUGGAGAUGCUGGCCAGCUGUAGGAAUGUGGAGCAUCUGAGCUUUCGGAGUAGGAGGUUUGGUGAUGACUUUGCUGCUGCACUUUCAAAGAGCUUAGGAGGAAUGGGGAGCCUGAGGAAACUAGAGGUGACAGGUGGGAGCAUCACAGCUGUGGGGCUGACUGAUGUGGUCCGAGCUUUGUCACACUGCCUGCAGCUCGAGGAAAUAAACUUGCAGGACAACCGGGUACAGAAUCCAAACGUAAAGACAGUGAUGGAGCUGUUUUCCAGAAUGGAAAAGCUAAAGAAAAUAGAUCUGAGCAAGAACAAUCUUUCCUUGAGUGCUGUUCUCCUGUUGGCCAAAGAAGUCACUGUGUGUCAGAAUGCUACUGAGCUACGUGUCAGGAAGGACACUGUGAUGAUAUAUUUCUCGGGCACAUCUGGGAAAGUUCCAAGGUCUUUGGAUUUGUGGGAACCAAACAAGGAAUGUGCGACUCCAGCCAGACAUCUGAGGCUGUGCUUGCAGGCUUGUGGCUUGUCCUCAAAACAUGCAGAGGAGAUUGUGUCCAUUCUCCAGAGCUACCCACACCUCUCUGAAGUGGAUUUAUCAGAUAACAAGCUUGGGGAUGAAGGCUGCAGUUUCCUCCUGGAAAACCUUUCCUGGAUUUCAGUUUCAAAGCAGCUGAAUCUGAGUCACAACCUGCUCUCCGUUAACGGCCUUUACAGUCUGUUGAAGGCAGUGAAUUCCUGUCAGAAGGUGGUGGAGGUGGAAGUCAGCCUUUAUCAUAACACUGCAGUCCUGAGGUUUACAGAAGAUGGAGAAUUUGCUUCCCCUCCUCCUGGUAGGGAAGAGUCUUUGUACCCUACUGAUGACCAACGGGAUGACAAAGAAAACCAGACACCUGCUCCCUCCAAAAAAAUAAGGUUGACAGACUGUCGUUUUCAAGCCAGCGACCUGGAGAAGCUGUGUGCAGUCCUGAAGGAAUGUGGCAGCAUCUCUGAGCUGGACCUCUCAAGUAAUUAUCUGGGAGAUGAAGGACUUGCCCAGCUGUUGCAGUUCCUCCCGAAUCUGAAAAUGUUAAGGUCACUCAAGCUAAAUAACAAUCAGAUCUCCCUGAGCUCUGUGUUCUGCUUAGCUCAGUCCUUAUGUACACUGGAACACAUUGAAACAAUGGACCUCAGCUUAGGACGCAUGCAGGUGGUUCAUCUAACCUUUGGGGACAGAAUCAGGCUCAAAAGGACCAGCAGAUGGAGAAGUUGUUUCCUGGUGCAUCCAAAGCACGUAACAAAUGGACAGUGCUUUCGUCUCAGGGAUUGCAUGGUGGGUCCUGAGGAUGUGACCAGGCUGUGCCAGAUACUGACACAGUGUGCCCAGCUGACGGAAAUCGAUCUGUCUGGAAAUGCACUGAGUGACCAAAGCAUUGAGAGAUUACUGAGCUUCCUGCCAUACCUGUGCCAGCUGACACUACUGAGUAUCAGGAACAACACGUUUUCCCCAUGUUGUGCUGUCUUAUUUGCCAACUCAAUCAAUCUCUGUGAGCGCAUCAGAAGGGUGGAAGUCAGGUCAAGUCAGAAUGCUUUCUUACACUUAAGAACAAGCAUGCAAAGCCAGAAGGCAUCCUGCAGGCUGACUGACUGUGCCAUCGGCCAAAGGCAGAUAGAGAAGCUCUGCAGAGUCCUGGAGCAGCAUGGGUGGCUGGCAGAACUGGAUCUCUCCAGGAAUCAGCUGGGAGAUGAAGGCUUGAGGUUCCUCUUGGACCACUUGCAUCGAGUGCCUGUUGCCUGUUCUCUCAAUCUCAGCCACAAUGGGAUUUCUCAGCAUGGAGUUUUGCAUCUCGUAAAUGCCUUUUCCACUUCUGGAAAUACCACUGAAGUUCUGGUCAGUCUGUGCUCCAAGGCAACUUUAAUCAUCAAGCUGACAAGCAGAGAAGACCCAAGAAAGAUUUUGAGGCUCACAGAAUGCAGCUUUCAGCCAGAGCACUUGGAAAAGCUGUGGUUGGUCCUGGAGAACUGCACCAGUCUGACAGAAUGCAUAUCCUCCAACAACAACGUGACAGUCGAUGCUGCAGAGGGGCUUUUACGUUCACUGAGCAAAACUCCAGGUCCUCUAAAAAUCAGCAUAGAAGAGCCCUGGGUGUGUAAGUUGAGGGUCAGGAGCCUUCUUGAGCUGGCUGUCCAGGCCCAUGGAAACAUCACUGCGAUCACGAUACAUAAAGAGAAAAGCCUCUUCCAGCUAGGCGUAAGGCUCCCACACUGCCUGGAAAAGGUGGGAUCAGUCGUUAGCAGAUUGAAUUUGAAUGAGCCAGAAAUCAAACAGGCUUGCUUCUACCAAAGGGUUCGUGACAAAUGCACCCAGCUUCAGGAGCUGAGGUGGUCUCAUGUUGAACUCCACGAUGACACAGAAAUGCUAGUCAGCAUUUUGCUGCCUUUUCCAGACCUGAAGAAGUUUGAGCUGACCUCUUGCAGUUUUACACCAGCUGGAAUUGACUGCUUGAUCACAGGCCUGCAGAGGUGCCAGGCUAUUGAAGAGCUCAACCUGGGCCACAUGAAGCUCGGUGAUGCUGCCAUUCCUAAACUUGUGCUUGGACUCUGUGAAAUGCCAUCUCUGAAAAGGCUGAUCUUGAACCAUAAUGGAAUUGGUGACGAUGGCUGCUCCAGACUCGUAGAAGCCCUGAGGACCAUGCACUGCAUGGAAGAAAUCAAUUUAGGCCACAACAAGAUUGGAGAUCUAGGCCUGAUAAAUAUAGCUGCUGUCCUGCUGGAAAUGCAAAACUUGAAGAGAAUCGACCUCUCAGGGAACUGUCUUAGUCCUGCUGGAGGAGAAAAGCUGAUGGAAGCUCUUGCCAAUUGCAAGCACCUCGAGGAGCUAAUACUAUCAAGGAAUGCUUUUGGAGAUGGGACAGCGGUGAAACUUGCCCUCUGUCUGCCUCGCAUGAGCAGGCUGAGGAUCCUGCACUUGCAGCACAAUAACAUCGGGCCAGCAGGAGGAACGGAGCUGGCCAGAGCCCUGGUGGCAUGUGGACUGUUAGAAGAGAUAAGUUUAUCUGAAAAUGGCCUUGGGGAAGGAAGCAUCCGUGCCCUGUCUGAGGGACUGCUGCAUUUUGAGUACCUCCGGAAGAUUGAGUUGAAACUCUGUGGAAUCACUGAUGAUGCUUCAAAAUUACUCUCUCGUGGCUUCCAACAGUGCCCUGCCAUGGAGGAGAUAAUAUUGUCUUGGAACGCCCUUGGUGAUGGAGGAGCCCAAGCGUUGGCCAGCAUCCUCCCAGGGAUGGAAAAGCUGAAGGUGUUAGACCUGGAGAAAAAUCGCAUUGGUGCCUGUGGUGCUACAAAGCUGGCAGAGGAACUUGUCAGGUGCCCAGAAAUUCAGUUCAUAAGGCUGUGGGACAAUCCAGUGCCCAAGGGCCUCGCUGAAAGUUUGACAAGUCAAGACCCAAGGCUGUGCUUCUCCUUCUGUUAGCGGAGGACAGCCCUCACCUGAUUGAAAUUGCUCUCUGUUUCUCGUUGACCUCAAGAAUUGCACUAAAAGGGAUCCUGAAGAACCCAGGAAACCAAAGUUCCUCCAGUUAAAACUGUAAUUAUGUCUUCCUUCACUGCACUGGACAAAAUGUGAGCACUUACGUGUGUUUUGUUUAUGGUGAGCUUUUAUGCAAACCAGAAGACUGAAGAGCUGCUGCUGAGCAGGCAGCAUUCUCGGUGUACCAACUCUUCAGCUAGCUUUGGGAUGAUGAGAUGCAUCUGAUCACACUUCCAGAAAACCAGCAGAAUACUUCAUUAUCCUUAAUCAAGAUUGCAACACCUACAGGAUGUUCCAAUCAAAGGAUGAACAUCCUCCAGGAGAGGAUGUAAUUAUUUUUUUUUUUAAUAGAACUGUAAACUGUUGACACAGUUACAAACGCACUGGAACAAGCUGCUUGAAAAUUGUGUAUAGCUCUUUGUGAGAUACCUCUAAGGACUGCAAUAUAGGUUGUUUCUUGCUUCAUAGCAGGCUCUUCCUCCUGCAGAAUUGCUUCUGUUUCCUGGUAAAGCCUUCGUGUUAUUGCAGUACAAAUGAUGGAUCAAUGGUUGUCCAGCAAUGGUUGUUGGACAGUGAUCUGUAUUUGCAAGGCGAUUACAUGGAAAGGCUGAUACUGCCUUGUAUUUCAGUGAGAAAACUAAAGUACUGAGGCUGAAGGACAGUUUGUAAGAGAACUGCGACUGCUCUGUGUGAGAGGAUAUGCCUGCUUUCCAGAAUUUCGGUGGGGUUUUGGAUGACCAAUUGCACUGUGUCUUUGAGGUGAAGUGAGGAAUGAUUUCACUUGACAUGCUGCAGUGUGGCCUGCAGAAAGGAUCCUUCAGGCCUCUACUACUGAAUCCCAAAGCCUGGCUGUGCUGCUGCUGGACCCGUGAAGACCAAAGGGAGAAGAUCCCAAGCACUGAGUUUGAUGUACUGCUGAGACCAACCAUGACUGCCCCUUGUCUGCGUGGAACGACGGCUUGCGUUGCUGCUAUGUCGUCCUCAUUAUUUAUUAACUUGUGUUAUAAUGUUUUCCUUAUGCGUUUGUGCUGUAAAUAUUUAAUCCUUGUGGUGA